AUGGAUCGUGCUCCAAAUUUGAAUGAUUUGACAGAAAUGGAAAUUAUUCAGCGGGGGGCAUACAAAUGGAUACUACUUGUUGGGGAUAGUGGAUAUCCAGCUAAGAGAUGGCUGCUAACCCCCUACCUGGCAACACAGAAUGCAGAAGAAGGCUACAACCGAAGUCACAAAAUCACACGAGCUCUUGUGGAGAGAUCUAUUGGACAACUCAAGAAAAGGUUUGGUGUUCUCCAUGGAGAAAUAAAUUUGGAGCCACAAAAAGUUUGCAACAUGUUGUGUUCUGCACAGCAUCUGCAAAGAGAGAGGAAUCCCUAUUAACUGCGAUGAUGAUUAUGAUGACGAGGAUGAUAAUGCAGAUGAUCAACUG
Messenger RNA from Mya arenaria, 367 nucleotides. RefSeq names its product putative nuclease HARBI1. NCBI's taxonomy places the organism in Eukaryota, Metazoa, Mollusca, Bivalvia, Myida, Myidae. The transcript is spliced from 4 exons. The coding region runs from base 1 to 318 and encodes 105 amino acids. The record is from RefSeq and is a predicted model, not a curated record.